Vitis riparia (riverbank grape) is the source of this 2077-nucleotide messenger RNA. RefSeq names its product sodium/hydrogen exchanger 1-like. Gene Ontology annotation, cellular component: membrane. The transcript is spliced from 13 exons. Gene Ontology annotation, biological process: regulation of pH; sodium ion transport; proton transmembrane transport. The record is from RefSeq and is a predicted model, not a curated record. The coding region runs from base 124 to 1827 and encodes 567 amino acids. Lineage: Eukaryota; Viridiplantae; Streptophyta; Magnoliopsida; Vitales; Vitaceae. Gene Ontology annotation, molecular function: sodium:proton antiporter activity.
UCAUUUUCAGAGCCUUCUUUUCUCUAUAUUUCGAUUCCACGUUCUUGACUCUUCCAUUUGUGAAAAUCCAAUCUCUUCAAAACUCCAGUUGUGAAUGCUAAUCACAGGUGAAAUUUUCGCGAAAUGGAGUUCUUGGAUGCCAUACCAAAUAAGCAUUCACUCCAAGAUUCAUCCUCCUUUCUCAACACUACUACUGUCAUAGCCCUCUGUUUGUUCUUUGCUCUUCUUUGUGCUUGCAUAGUCAUUGGCCAUCUUCUUGAGGAGCACAGAUGGGCCAACGAGUCAAUCACCGCGCUUCUUUUGGGGUUGUGCGCGGGUGUGGUGGUGCUGUUGGUGAGUAAAGGCCGUAGUUCGAAAAUUCUUGCGUUCAAUGAGGACUUGUUCUUCCUCUAUUUGCUUCCCCCAAUCAUUUUCAAUGCUGGUUUCCAGGUAAAGAAGAAGCAAUUUUUUAAGAAUUUCUCAAUAAUAUUGAUGUUCGGAGUAUUUGGUACCAUAAUAUCCUUUUGCCUCAUAUCAGCAGGUGCCUUUCUUCUAUUCAAAAAGAUCGGCAUUACAACCUUGAGUAUCGAAGACUACCUAGCUGUUGGCGCCAUCUUGUCAGCAACAGAUUCAGUUUGUACAUUGCAGGUCCUCAAUCAAGAAGAGACACCUUUCCUGUACAGUGUUGUAUUCGGGGAGGGAGUGGUGAAUGAUGCUACUUCUAUUGUGCUUUAUAAUGCAGUUCAAUCACUUGACUUAAGCAAUAUCGAUGCUUUGACGGCCUUAAAAUUGCUGGGGACCUUCCUUUACCUCUUUUUCACCAGUACUAUCCUUGGUGUAGUGGCAGGUCUUUUGAGUGCCUACAUCAUAAAGACUCUUUAUUUUGGAAGACAUUCCACGGAUCGUGAAGUUGCACUCAUGAUGAUUAUGUCUUAUUUGUCAUACAUGUUGGCAGAGCUUUUGUCUCUGAGUGGGAUUUUAACAGUUUUCUUCUGUGGCAUUGUCAUGUCGCAUUACACAUGGCAUAAUGUUACCGAAAGCUCACGAAUAACAACCAAGCACGCAUUUGCUACAAUUUCCUUCAUUGCAGAGACUUUUAUAUUUCUUUAUGUCGGUAUGGAUGCCUUAGACAUUGACAAAUGGAGAAGCAGCAAAGCAAGUGCAGGAACUUCAGUUUCUGUCAGCUCGGCAUUCCUAGCAUUGGUGCUGAUUGGAAGAGCAGCUUUCGUGUUCAGUCUUUCAAACAUAUUAAAUUUCUUUAAAAGUGCAGAGAGCACAAAAGUUGAGUUCCGACAACAGGUGAUUUUCCAGACAUCUAAUAAUGUUGCUGUUUACUCUUAUCAAUUCUCCUCUUGUACUAACUAUUUGAAAUCUCAGUUUAUAAUAUGGUGGGCAGGCCUAAUGAGAGGUGCAGUUACCAUUGCUCUGUCCUAUAGCGAGUUCUCAGACUCUGAGACCACAUCGACACAGGACUCUGCCCUAAUGAUCACCAGCACCAUUAUUGUUGUUCUUUUUAGUACAGUGGUUUUUGGUUCAAUAACAAAGCCACUGAUCGGAGCAGUGCUGCUAAGACAUGCAAAACCAACAGUGUCUGAUGCAACUGACAUUGCAAGCCUGGAAGACUUGAGACUCCUAUUCCUUGAAAAUGGAGACCCCAGUGAUGGUGGCAACAAUCAACCAAGUCCAAAGGCAAGUAACUUGAGGCUGCUGAUGAGAUACCCAACAUCAACAGCUCACUACUUCUGGAGAAAAUUCGAUGACAAAUACAUGAGACCGGUGUUUGGUGGACGGGGUUUUGUUCCAUAUGUUCCUGGUUCACCAACUGGUGCACAAGAUGAAACAUCUUGAUUCUGCAGGCCAACCAUUUUGUUCUUUUUUCCUUAUAAUUCUUGUUACUUGUUUUUUCUUCUUUUCUGUUAUAAUGAAAUGUAUGAGGAAUUUGUGAGAAUUUAUCUGUAAAUUAGAGGUGUUAGACUUGAAUUCUUAAGAAAAUAUAUUUUUUUUUUUGGGGAAGAAAUGCAGAUGUUGUUAGUUGUAUGAUAGCAACUGAAUUUUGAUUUCUGCUAUGGAAAGAGGUGGUGUGUUUGUUGAAUGCCUA